UCGAUUCAAGCGAAACAUCCACAACUGAUGGUCUUGAAAAAUUCAAAUGUUUAUUAACUGAGUACAUAUGUUUUUUUGUGUGUUUUUAAACAGUUCUUGUAUUUUGUGGUGCCUUUUUCUGUUCUUGAAUUUCUGUGUCUAUCGAAGAAUUGCAUUGCAUUUUGUAGCAUCGCAGAAUGGCUGUUAGCGCGUCCUUUCAUCGAAAUGUCUUUUUAUUAAAUCAAUUAGUCCCGCCAAGUGAUGAUUUUAAAAAGGUUUUUCGCGAGGGAAUAUUCGAUAAACCGAAUAUUGCAGGAUUUGUACAGGUUUCUCAUUAUCUGUUAAUGAUAUGUGAUGCCGAGCGUUUUAGAAAACUAAUUGAAUGGCCAGUAUUGUGUAAGAAGACGGAAGCAAAAUAUCGUAAUGAUGUCAAAGACUAUUUGAAUAUUAUUGCUGUGGAGAAUCCUGAUAUGGGAUUUCCACAUAUACUCGCUACAUAUCUGCAUCAUGCAAGUGGUACUAAGUUUAUGCUGAUAAUGUGGAAAUUAUCUCAACUUGCAUUAAAGAGGUAUCUUAUGCGUAAUGGUGAACAUGAAGUUAUAUCUGCACCGAAACAAGGUCCUGCAAUUGAUCUAAUUAGAACAUACCUACAACAGGCCAAAGCGAGUGUAGCUUGUAAUACAUUGAGCCAUCAUAGAAAUUGCAUACAAAUGGAAAAGGCAGUGAAUUUUGCAUUGGCAGAAGAGAAGGAACAACUGGCUAAAAUUAAAACAGAACUGUUUGACAAGAAACAGUUUGUGACGAAAUGCAUAACUACAGCACCUGUUUCUACCUUCAUAAAACAACGUUUGAAUAAUGUUGAGGAUUCAGAGAUUAUAGAAAUGUGGAAAAGUAGUUUAGACAAAAACAUACGUUACAUACAAAAACAGAACACAAUUUUGAAAGAUCUGGAAAAAAUAUGUGAGAAUAUAAGUAGCAUAAUAGUGAAUCUCUUGAGUGAUGCAAAAGUGCUAAAUGGCAAACAGUUGGAAAAAAUCAAUUGCUCUCUGAUAUCGGAAUUACCAUUUCCACCUGACAUUCAGCAUUAUCUUUAUCAUUUAUAUAAUGAUAACCAAUUAGUAUAUCACAAUUUUAUUCAUCUGUACACUUUAAUACUCUAUCAAGUGUAUCAAUGUCUGAGGAAAGAUGAGUUAGUAGACUUAUCGCAAUGCCUGUUGCAAGUGGAAGCGAGUGUAGAUGAUAUGAAGUCCAUGUACAAUAUAUUCAAAACUAUCUUGACAAAUAUGAAAAAUUCUAUAGAGGAGACACAAAGUAUCUCUUGUGAGAAAAAUAUGGAUUACAUGUCCAGAGAAAAUGUGUUACCCUUUGUAAAUAGCGUGCUUCUCAUGCCGUCGCCUCUUAUCAAAAUUAAUACUAACUGCGCCGAUGAAACGAAUGAUUUACAGAGAUUAUUGCAACUUACUCCGGGUGAAAUUGCCCAUAAAUCGUUAUUCUCGAGAUAUAUGCGAUACAAGAGGAUCCAUACCCCAGAUAUGAGAACGAAUUUAUUCGUAUCACGUAUCAAUAUCGAUAGCACUAUGUCGUUAGAUAAUAACGAUAAACGAAGCUUGAGUUUGCGUUUUAUGACGCCUAAAAUGAAUAAAUUGUCCAAAAGAGUAACAGGAAAAUAUUCCCGGUUAUUUUCCACAUACAUGAAUAAAAAUAUAAAAGCCAAUUCUAGCAUGAUUUCUCUACCAUCUACUGUACAAGCCAAUUCUUCUACCAUUGCAAGUACAGUAGGAGAGAUGCCCAAUAUAUCGGAUUUUAAUUUGGAUGCUAUAGCAAGGGGUUACUUUAAUCUGAGUGAAGAAUCUCUUACAAUCCCUUGUAUAUCUACAUCUGCACAGUUUACUCCAAUAAAACAGAAUAUCUCGAGAGAUAUGUAUCAAGAACAGACGAGAGACAAACUCGAUCAUGAGUCCAAAGUAAAUAAACUCAAGCUAGAUGACUUUACAGAAGUACAGUUUGUGAAUGAUGAGAACCAAGGCACAGUUGUAAAGCAUGAAAACAAUUCAAGAAGACGGUCUAUUAGCGACUUGGUAGAACGUUAUAAGAAGUUGCUCGAGGUCAGCAGUUCUACUACAAUAAAGUUUCAAACAGAGUGCAAAAAACAAGAAGUUGAAUAAAAGCAAAAACAAAGAUAAGUGAUGCACGUAUUACGGACAGAUAUUGGUUUUUGUCAAAACUAAGAAGGAACCUAAUUAUUAAUUACCUCAUCGUGAUUCUCUUCCUUAUUUCCCUCAUCGUCAUCUCCAGAGCUGUCCCCUCC
Formica exsecta is the source of this 2287-nucleotide messenger RNA. RefSeq lists its product as uncharacterized. The record is from RefSeq and is a predicted model, not a curated record. The transcript is spliced from 10 exons. NCBI's taxonomy places the organism in Eukaryota, Metazoa, Arthropoda, Insecta, Hymenoptera, Formicidae. Bases 177 to 2144 code for a protein of 655 amino acids. Gene Ontology annotation, molecular function: microtubule binding. Gene Ontology annotation, cellular component: HAUS complex; mitotic spindle microtubule. Gene Ontology annotation, biological process: spindle assembly.